Molecule: messenger RNA, 708 nt
Organism: Salvia splendens (bonfire salvia)
Lineage: Eukaryota; Viridiplantae; Streptophyta; Magnoliopsida; Lamiales; Lamiaceae
Product: rust resistance kinase Lr10
Exons: 3
Coding region: 1-708 (235 amino acids)
Biological process (GO): protein phosphorylation
Molecular function (GO): ATP binding; protein kinase activity
Source: RefSeq, a predicted model, not a curated record
AUGGCCACUGGUUCACACGAGGUCUUGAGGGCGAACCUAGAUGUGCAGUUGAUGAAACAACUGCAAGACAACUGCAGUUUCUACGAGACCGCAACCGCCCCGAUCACCAAGGGUAUAUACUACAAGCUCAUGUGUCUGAUCCAGCUGGGGUUGUCUGAGGAUGCGAUGUUGCAUUUUGACAUCAAACCUCAUAAUAUUCUUCUUGAUGAUAAGUUCGUCCAAAAAAUAUCUGAUUUCGGGUUAGCAAAAUUAUGCACUGCAAACAAGGAGGCAGUGACAUUGACGGCUGCCAGAGGAACCAUCGGGUAUGUUGCUCCUGAACUUAUCAAUAGAAGCAUUGGCGCAGUGUCUUACAAGGCUGAUGCGUAUAGUUUUGGGAUGUUAUUGAUUGAAAUGAUAUACGACCACUUGAACCAAGGAAAGGACAUUGACAUUGGAUAUGUUAAGGAAAAUGAUGAUAGAAACAUUGGUCGGAAGAUGACUAUUGUUGCAUUAUGGUUCAUACAAAUGAGCCCAGACAAUCGCCCAUCAAUGAAUAAGGUGUUAGAGAUGUUAGAAGGUGAUGUCGCAGAUCUACAAAUUCCCAAUUAUCUAUCGUUUAUGGCAGGAAAUGAGGAAGAAAGCUGGGCUACAGAUUCAAAUGCUUCCAUAUCAUUGUUGCAUGAUAACAAUGAGAACAACAUUAUUGAGAUUAUUAGUAAUGCUUGA